Stegodyphus dumicola is the source of this 1671-nucleotide messenger RNA. RefSeq lists its product as uncharacterized. Lineage: Eukaryota; Metazoa; Arthropoda; Arachnida; Araneae; Eresidae. The record is from RefSeq and is a predicted model, not a curated record.
UUUAAUACAAAUCUCUCUUUUCUUUGCAGUUUUAGUGAGAAAUGUACCCCAUUCAAAGAAAAAGCAGAAAUAGGAGAAGAAUUCAUAAAAGUCACUUGCAGAUACCAUAAUGAAACUGAAUUCUAUCAAGAAUUUCAUAGCUUCGUUCACGAUAAGCAAAAUGUAGAGACGCGUUGCAGAAAAAGUAAAGAGUCACGUUACAGUGUGCUUAUUAUCGGAAUUGACGCUGUUUCGAGAUUGAAUAUGCAUCGUCAGUUAAAUAAAACAUACCAUUACUUGCUGAACAACAUGGGAGCAACUGAAAUGUUUGGAUUCAACAAAGUUGGAGAUAACACAUUUCCAAAUCUUGUUCCGCUUCUUUUAGGUUACGAUGAAAGAGAAUUAUCUCAAGUUUGCUGGGAGUCUUCUAAAAAAGAGCCUUUGGAUAAAUGUAACUUCUUGUGGAAACGUUUUGCGAAACGAGGGUACAGAACAUUUUAUGCAGAAGAUGCUCCCUAUAUUUCUUCCUUUAAUUACGUAAAAAGAGGUUUUUACCAUCAACCAACAGAUUAUUACUUUCGGCCUUUCAUCUUAGCUUAUGAAGAUGCAUUAGGCCGUAUAAAGCCACUCAACUGCCAUUUGUGUGUGGGUUCUGUAUCCGAAACUGAAGCGGUGCUGCAUUGGACAGAGCAAUUCGCCUCUCAUUUUCGAGAUCGUUCUUAUUUUGCUUUUUCUUGGAUUAAUAGCUUAACACACGACUUUUUAAACAUGGGAUCUUCUGGAGAUCAUAUGUAUGAACGCUUCUUCCGUUCUCUUUACGAAUCUGGUUCUUUAAACAGAACCAUUGUCAUAGUCAUGGGAGAUCAUGGAAUGAGAUGGGGUGAGAUCAGGAAAACUUAUAUUGGCAGAUUAGAGGAAAGACUGCCUAUGUUACUGAUAGCUUUACCACAGGAUUUCAAGCGCGAAUACCCAGCAGAAACCCGGGUGCUAAACAUAAAUUCUCAUAGACUUGUGACACCUUUUGAUCUACAUGCUACUUUGGUUCAUAUACUUCAUCUUCAGGAAAAAUGGACCCUAGUGAAUCCUGACAAAGUCAGUGAAGAGUUAGCAGUCAACUUCACAAUGCGCUCCAAAUCGUUGUUCCAACCUGUACCACUAGAUAGAUCAUGUGAUGACGCAUUUAUUGAGGAACACUGGUGCACAUGUGAAGCUUCGCUUCCUGUGGAUACGGACAAUCGUAAUGUUAAAAAAGCUGCGAAAUAUCUAGUCUCCCAUCUUAAUAAUUUGCUCAGAGCAGUUAAAAAGAAAUGUGCGGUUUUGAAACUGGAAUCAAUAUCCGAUGCUCGUCUCUGGCAGCCACCAUCUGAACAUGAGGGGCAUUCGGCUGAAGAUAAUAUUUUCACUGUGGUCAUACAUACAAAACCAGGUAAUGCUGUGUUUGAAGGAACUGUGAAAAUGUCACCUCCUCAUCAGCAAUGUGAAUUACUAGGAACUAUAUCUCGUUUAAAUUUAUACGGCAGCCAGUCAUCUUGCAUAAAUGACGCUGUUCUUAAAAAAUACUGUUUCUGUUCUUGACAAAGCGUGUACAUAGGAAUAACUUAUACUAUUUAUAAUAAAUAUUAUAUUUUUAUAAUUUAUUUUUAUUUAAAAUUAAUUGAUAUUUAAUAUAAUAAAAGAAUAUGCUAUAGUAUC